AUUCUAAGUUAAUGCUAGUAUACGGGUGGAUGGUUCUGGUUAUAUAAGCAGGAUUUUUAGAAAUUUUAUAGUGCCUAUAACCAGAAUAGAGUUGUAGAGAGAAUGAUAUAACCGAAAAACACAAGAAAGAAAAGGCAUUUACUAUUUGUACAGUUAACAACUUUUCAUUUGUCUAUAAUUUUCAGUAUGAAAAUAACACUGUUUUAUGUUUUUAUAUUUUGGACUAUUUGUUUGAUCACAUCGCAUAAAAUUCCAUCGCAGUAUUUGAGAAAAGCCAAAGCUGUGAAUAAUUUGAAUGAACUUGAACAGCUUCUAAAAGAACGAAAAUAUGAAGCACAAGAUCAAAAGGAGACCAAAGAAGAAAUGAAGAAUACUCUGCAGACAGAAGAAGAAAAAAAGGAGGAACAAGAAUAUAGUGAUGUUGAAGAAGAAAUGGAUAGGGCUUCACAGGAAGCGGAUGAAAGGGAGAUGCAUGAUAACGAUGAAAUAGAGGGUCGAGAAGGAAGAUUUGGUCAUAAUUUGCAUACCUCCCAAACAUAUCUUGACAGACCCGGCAAGUAUAAUGCAAGAAAAACUGAAGAAAGCAUGCCAACAUUUACAGAUAAAGAAGGGUUUUUGUUAGAGAAAAAAAUCAAAGAAUGGAGAACGACAAAUGAAAAUGAAAAAGAAGAAGACACAGAAGAAUUACCUAUAGAUCAUCCGGAGAAUAUUGAUCCAAAUGAUCCUUUAUCUAACCUGCUUGAAGGUAUGGAAAUUGAGAACAAGGGGAAACUUCAUCUUGUUCAGGGACUUCAUCCUGAAAAUAGUGCUAAGACGUACGGUGAUUCCCACGACACACACAGACUAACACCAGAGCAGAUAGCAGAACUUGAAUUAGAUACAGAAGAUUCAGGCACAAGAAAGAGAAAUUUUUUAACUAAUACCAAAUAUCUUUGGAAAAAUAGCAUUGUUCCCUAUAGGUUAUAUAACAUGUCCACAAGUUCUGUAACAGUUAUAAACAAAGCCAUUAAACAAUUCCAUGACUAUACAUGUAUCAAAUGGGUAACAACAUCUGAUCCCUUGUUCAACCCAUCAGCACUUGGACACCAGAAUGUUGUAACAUUUAUAAAUGAAACAGGUUGUUGGUCCUAUGUAGGAAAUGUUAAUCCUCAAGGAAACAAUAUACAGUAUCUAGGCUUAGAAGAACCAGGUUGUAUAAGUGUUGGUACAUCUGUUCAUGAAAUGUUACAUGCCAUUGGAGGAAAACAUGAACAAUCUAGAGCUGAUCGCGAUAAAUACGUCACAAUUGAAUGGCCAAACGUAAAGAAAAGGUGGAAUGGACAGGCAUGGGUAAAAAAUCACAACAUGGAGAAGUUUAGCACACAAGACAAUAACCCCUACGAUGCAGAAUCAGCCAUGCAGUACAGUUUGUUUGCUUUUUCCUCGAAUGGCAAAAAAACUAUUAAGUUUAAAGAUCAACGAUUAGAGUUCUUGGCAGAUUCAGCUGAUGGUCUAGAGUUCUAUGAUAUACAAGAUGUUACAGAUGCAUAUAAAUGUACUGACCACUGCACCAACAUACCAAACUGUCAAAAUGGUGGCUUUUUUAAUUUUCAAUGUACAUGUACUUGUCCAGAUGUCCUAACUGGUGCUACCUGUGAACGGACUGUCUCUAAUAGUCAAACUUGUGGUGGUGUUAUCAACAUAAGGGUAGGAGAAGAAAAGCUUAUCAAAUCACCAAACUAUCCAUCCAACUAUCCCACAGGAUUAGAGUGUACAUGGUUAAUUAAGGGAACUGCUAAUAAUAUAGUGAGAGCUUCAGUUCAAUACAUGGAUAUAUCUUCUGAUGCUGCAUGCAACCAUUGGCUGGAGUAUAGAUAUAAUUUAUUGGGACAGAAAGGCCCAAAGGUAUGUGGUACAAACUUUGUUGCCGAUGAAGAAGUAUGGGAUAGCACACCUGAUGAGCUGAGUAAUGCCAUGAUCAUUAGAUUUGACAGUAACACAUUCUCAACAAAACCAGCUGCAUCAGGAUUUUCCAUUAAAGUUAAAUCGAUUGGAAAAGGAUGUAUCAGCAACCCUUGUGUAUAUGGAAAAUGCAGCAGUCCUGAGGGUACCAGUGACUAUACAUGUACAUGUUACCAAGGUAUAACAGGGAAAAACUGUGAUGUACUAAGUAGAUCAUCAGUAGUCAAAUGUACGUUUGAGUAUGGAGAAAGGUGCAUUUUUGAAACAGAGGCAAAUCAUCAGCUUAAUUGGGACUAUCAAAAUAAAGGUACACCAUCAAAAAAUACAGGACCAGAUAAUGCUCACAAAGGGUACCAGUAUGUGUAUAUGGAAGCAUCAGGCACAAGCAGACAGGCUGGGGAUAAAGCUGUGAUGUCUACAAAUAUACAGUUGCCGAAUGUCAGCCAAGUUAUGACGUUCUGGUAUCACAUGAAGGGUACUGGUAUGGGUACUUUAAAUGUAUACUCUGAAGGGCCGACUACAGUAAGGUCAAAUAUAUGGACUAGAUCUGGAUUUCAGGGCAAUGAUUGGAUCAAAGGACAGGUCAACAUACCUGCUAUUAAUGGUCUUAAGAUAUCAAUUGAAGGUAUUCGUGGAUCUGGCUGGUCAAGCGACAUUGCAAUAGAUGAUAUUUCACUUAUCCCUGGAACAAGCGGUGGCAGCCAAUUGCAAACAUGUUCAUUUGAAGUUGGUGCUUCAUGUUUUUUGGUUGAAGCUACAAAUGACGAUUUUGAUUGGACUUUUAUAUCCGGAGAAUCUCCAUCUCCUGGAACAGGACCAAAAGCGGCAUAUGAAGGAGGCAUGUACAAAUACAUAGAAGUAUCGUCCCCAUUGAGCAGCAACUCUGUUGCUAUGUUGAUGUCGUCUUCAUCAUUAAAUGGUGGUGACCACUGUUUGACGUUUGCAUAUCACAUGUUUGGAGAUGAUGACAUGGGAGAUCUGACAAUAUCAACUGGAGUUACAGCCCCUGACAAUGAACUGUUUAAAAAAUCUGGUAACCAUGAUGACCAGUGGAACAAGGGGAUGGUUACAUUUACUACUAGUCCUGGAAUGAAGUUAUUUGUAGAAGCUAAUAAAGCAACAACAUGGAAGGGAGAUAUUGCUAUUGAUGAUAUUCAACUUAAAAGUGGGAGUUGUGAUGGUGGCAGCCAAUUAGAAACAUGUUCAUUUGAAGUUGGUGCUUCAUGUUUUUUGGUUGAAGCUACAAAUGACGAUUUUGAUUGGACUCCUUUAUCCGGCGAAACUCCAUCAUCUGGAACAGGACCAAAAGCGGCAUAUGAAGGAGGGAUGUACAAAUACAUAGAAGUAUCGUCCCCUGUGAGCAGCAACUCUGUUGCUAGGUUGAUGUCGUCUUCGUCAUUAAAUGGUGGUGACCACUGCUUGACGUUUGCAUAUCACAUGUUUGGAGCUAAUGACAUGGGAGAUCUGAAAAUAUCAACUGGAGUUACAGUCCCUGACAAUGAACUGUUCAAAACAUCUGGUAACCACGAUGACCAGUGGAACAAGGGAAUGGUUACAUUUACUACAAGUCCUGGAAUGAAGUUGUUCGUUGAAGCUAAUAAAGGAAAAACAUGGAAGGGAGAUAUUGCUAUCGAUGAUAUUCAACUAAAAAGUGGGAGUUGUGAUGAUUUAUCAGUAAGUUUCAGAUGUGAAUUUGAAACUGAUGCACCGUGUAUUUUUAAGGAUUCCUCACAGGAGGAUUUUGAUUGGACUCGACAUUCUUUGACAACCCCAAGUUCAGGUACUGGACCCGAGAAAGCAGCUGUUGGAACUUAUUACAUAUAUACAGAGGUGUCAUCCCCAAGAGUGAUUGGAGAUAAAGCUGUGCUCACAACUGAAGCUACUAACUUACAAGUUACUAGUUGGUGUCUGUCCUUCCAGUACCAUAUGAAAGGGAGUGGCGUAGGAACAUUAGAAAUAUUUGCUGGGGAUAAAACAGCCUCUUUGACAAGUAUUUGGAAAAAAACUGGAGAGCAACCAGAUUCCGACCAAUGGAAAACUGCUACUUUUGACAUACCACAAUUUACUAAUCCUGUAAUCACUAUAGAAGGAAGCAGAGGUUCGUCAUACCGUGGUGACAUUGCUAUUGAUGAUCUAACCCUCAGUUCAGGCGGAUGUAAUACAAGAAAUUAAACAGAGAGAGAAUAACCCUGCAUAAUGACUUAAUGAUCAUGUGAUAUAACAAAAAGAGAUAGUCCUACAUAAUGACUUAAUGAUCAUGUGAUAACAAUGACUUGUACUUGAUCUUGUCUAUAAGUUGAACAAAAAACACUCAAAUAUAUAUAUAUAUAUAUAUAUAUAUAUAUAUAUAUAUAUAUAUAUAUAUAUAUAUAUAUAUUCAUUUUGUAACUUAAUCAAAUGAAAUUUCCAUAUCAUAUUCUUUGAGAACCCUAUAUUCGAUAUAUUUACACUUUUUAUAUAUAAGUAUCGUUGAUUUGGAUUGGUUGAUAGCUAGUGUGUUUCGCAUGCAUUGUCUCAUAUUGGAUGCAUUUUUUUCUUAUUUAAUCGCCAUUUUUUACAAAACGAUAUGUCUUACCUGGUAUUUGUCUAAAUGUAACUAUGUUUAUCAUUCAUUAGAAUAAAAUCAUCCUACAUUGUCAUAAUGGCUAAAACGAAUCUAUGCAACACAUCCUGCUCCAAAACACAUUGACUUUACCAAUGCAAUAAUAAUUUUACAAGUGGUAAUCUUUUACCACUUUUUACAGCUCUUAUGAGAAUUUCUUGUGUCUCAUUUAGAAAUGUUAAUCUACGAUACCAAGUAUCAAGCAGAAAGUAUUUGUCAACAAAAUUUAACAUGUAAAUUCUAUAAAAAAUCGUAAUAUGAUUUCCAGCUUCAGUUUCGUCGUUUGUAAAUCUAAACAAAUAUUUUCUUCUGAAAAUGUACACAGGGAUAUAAAAAAAUAAAAGAAAUUGAUUAAAAUUGUUUAAAAUCUUAGUUUUUACCAUGAAAUUUAUUCACACAUGCAUGACAUAUAUGUAUAUUUUUUUUAGACGUAUAAGAUAUAUUCAGUAUCAGUUAGUUAGUUUAAUAAAAUAUUCAUU
Messenger RNA from Mytilus californianus (California mussel), 5022 nucleotides. RefSeq names its product MAM and LDL-receptor class A domain-containing protein 2-like. The transcript is spliced from 34 exons. The coding region runs from base 187 to 4113 and encodes 1308 amino acids. NCBI's taxonomy places the organism in Eukaryota, Metazoa, Mollusca, Bivalvia, Mytilida, Mytilidae. Gene Ontology annotation, molecular function: metalloendopeptidase activity; zinc ion binding. Gene Ontology annotation, cellular component: membrane. The record is from RefSeq and is a predicted model, not a curated record. Gene Ontology annotation, biological process: proteolysis.